UCCUUCGAGCAUGGUGCGUCUACUUUGAAACAAUCUCGACAAAAUUCGUGAGUACCUCAAAUUGAAAAUGUCAAGAUCACGACGGACGUGCGUUUCAUCACUUGAGAAGUCGUUUCCACAGUUAAGUAGUGGACAAACGGUUUGGUUGUUUCAAAUUUUCUUUCUCUUGUCGACUCUGAUAGUUCAGAGCCAACAGCAAUUCGAACUCACACUAGUCCCGAGCGGUGAUGAACAGGUGGUCGAAGCCGGUUCAACUGUAACAGUCACCUGUGUAUUGGACGAUUACGUAAUUUUUCCCGAGCUGUCAAACUUGACGUGGACGGCUGAAAACAGAAGAAACAUACAGGAUAUUGGCGGACGCCUGAAUUUGACUAGUAACACAAACGGCACCCACCUAAUAUCAAUACUAACGUUAAGAAACGCAACAGCUGAAGACACAGGCUAUUUCGAAUGUAGCCAUUUAGUAUACUCCAGAAGAACAGUUUCGUCCCUCCAAUACGUUUACGUUUACAGCUAUGAACAUCUGGUCUUUGCACAAGUCCAAGAAGAUCAAGAACUACCGAGUUAUUUCAUCGCCGAAACAGGACAAGCUUUCACCGUCCCGUGCAAACCCACUCAUCCGAACGUCACCGUCACUCUAUUUAAGGGAAAUCCAUUCACCAAUUUUUCUGAGGUUUGGUUAUCCCAAAACAAUUCGGUGUGGUCGUUUGAACCGACGAGAGGAUUCACAAUAAAGAACAUCAGGGUUAAUCUACAUGAAGAUACUAUUUACGUUUGUACUGGAACGCUGGACGUCAUCAAAGGAAAACGAGUCAAAAUUUCCGAAAAAAGAAUUGACGAUGACUUCCAAAAUUUUUUAAAAGGGUUUUUACCGAAAGAUAAGCUGCCAAUUACAGACUUUGCACCCUUCCUUUUAGGCGUAAUAGGAAUGGAACUGGAAAGGGUCGGCGAACCAAACGAUCCCGUAGAAGGAAGUAACGUCACUUUAAUCUGCAGCAUUUCAGCUUUAGAAAGAACCCCUAUUUCAAUGUGGUCCUAUCAAAUCAAAGGCAACGGAGGAAUGCAAAUCAUUGAUGACAAAAACCCACCACCAGGUAUCCUCACUACGGAAAAGAAUAAUUUUGGUGAAACUUAUACGUAUAGAGUUGAAAAACGACUGUACCUGCACAACGUUAACCUUGGCACACCCUACACAAGAUUCCAAUGUUCAGUAAACAAUAGGAGGAGGGAUCGAAAAGAGAUUUCUUUCACAAUAAAAGAAAUUAACAACGAACCGGUAAACAAUUCUAUCGCAUUCGAAAGCGAAACAGCCCAGAAUUUGACCUGCAACCGAUUAUCGCAACACGUCAACGUUCAAUGGUUCAAGGAUGACACCGAGUAUACGGGCAAAGUAAAAGGAACGGAAAUUACGUCCGUCUUGCCCCUGGAAGGAAAAGAAAAUGAAAGCGGAACCUACGAAUGUCGAUGGAACAAUAGUCGUGGCGAAGCGAGGCACAGGCGGUUUAUUGUCAGUUUCACUGAAGCAAAGUCAUUUGCUACAGUCAACGCUAUUUCAAUCACUUUUGCAGUUUUAUUUGCAAUUGGAGUUGGAAUCAGUAUCAAAAUUUACCUCGACAAGAAAAAGUUGGAAAAAGCUCGUGAAAUAAGACUGGAUGGCGACCCAGGCAGAAUCGACCCUGAUGUACCGUUGGAAUAUCAAACGGAAUUCCUGCCCUACGACAAGAAAUGGGAAUUCCCAAGGAAAAGACUUAGACUCGGCCAACAACUGGGAGCUGGUUGUUUCGGGCGAGUCGUCAAAGCGGAAGCCGUGGGCAUUGGAGGAACUGAAACGGUGACCACAGUGGCCGUCAAAAUGGUUAAAGCAACUGCCCAGUCUGAUGACGCAUUGGCCGCUCUCAUCAGAGAAUUAAAAAUUCUGAUCUACAUGGGAUCGCACGUUAACGUCGUUAAUUUACUAGGGGCCUGCACCAAAACUAAUGUCAGAGAAGAACUUUUGGUCAUCAUCGAUUAUUGUCGUUUCGGCAACAUAAAAAAUUAUUUGAUACAAAAUCGGGACCAAUUCAUCAAUAAAUUGAACGAAUUAGGUGACUUGCCGUCACUUACCGAAGCGGCGGAAACAGAAUUAAAAGAAAGCGACCACUUCGACGAAGGAUAUCCGCCCCUUUCUACGUGGGAUUUAGUUCGUUGGACUUUGCAAAUAGCUCGGGGAAUGGAAUUUUUGUGCAGCAAAAAGGUUCUGCACGGUGAUUUGGCCGCCCGCAAUGUCCUUAUGGCCGAUCACGGAAUCAUCAAAGUGGCUGAUUUCGGUAUGGCAAGGAAGAUGUACGGAUAUUGUUAUGAGAAAAAGGAGGAGAGCUUAAUACCGAUCAAGUGGAUGGCCAUUGAAUCCAUUACGGAUCACAUCUUCUCCAGUCAAUCGGAUGUCUGGUCCUAUGGGAUUCUCUUGUGGGAAAUCUUCUCCCUCGGCAAAGUCCCAUACCCAGGAAUGAAUGGCAGAGUACUAAUGGAAGAUAUUCAAAAUGGAUAUCGAAUGACACCACCAGAAUAUUCUCCUAAUUUCUUUGCCAAAAUUAUGAAUAAUUGUUGGGAGGAAGAUUCAAAGGAAAGGCCAACAUUCUCCCAACUAUCAGAAAUGAUUAAAAAUUACGUCGAAUCUUUAGCCAGCAUCGAUUACUUAAACACAAAUUCCUCCUGUGAAAAUUGUGCCAUCACAGAGAUACUUGAUCCUACUCCGACCAGUCGUUUAGAAAUCGUGAAAUUUUUCAAUGCGACACGGCAAUCAGCUGACGUGAACUGUUCUAUUGGUUAUUCAGAAUUGUAAUAAAGGCCAACGUGUGACCGUGACCUGAUUUACUAUAUCCAAUAAACAGCCAUCACAAAAUUGUCUGAAUCUCUUCUGACGUAUUGGCAAAAAUACACAACCCUGUUCUAACUCAA
Daphnia pulicaria is the source of this 2937-nucleotide messenger RNA. RefSeq names its product vascular endothelial growth factor receptor 1-like. The record is from RefSeq and is a predicted model, not a curated record. Gene Ontology annotation, molecular function: transmembrane receptor protein tyrosine kinase activity; ATP binding. Bases 68 to 2821 code for a protein of 917 amino acids. NCBI's taxonomy places the organism in Eukaryota, Metazoa, Arthropoda, Branchiopoda, Diplostraca, Daphniidae. Gene Ontology annotation, cellular component: signaling receptor complex. The transcript has 15 exons. Gene Ontology annotation, biological process: multicellular organism development; protein phosphorylation; cell surface receptor protein tyrosine kinase signaling pathway.